Arabidopsis arenosa is the source of this 765-nucleotide messenger RNA. The record is from the annotation of a GenBank genome assembly. Lineage: Eukaryota; Viridiplantae; Streptophyta; Magnoliopsida; Brassicales; Brassicaceae.
AUAAGAUAUAAUAAUAAAGUGAGUGCAUCUUAUUACGCAUCAUUUACAAAUUCUAAUUCAGCUUUGCUUCUUUCUCUCUAUGCUUCUAAACUUACUAUUAACGUUCACACUUCUGAUGGGUCGGGUUAAAUCCGACCCAGACCCGCUCCAAGACUACUGUGUUUCUCCUUCUCCUUCAUCACACCAACAAAUCUUCCUCAAUGGCGUACUUUGCAAGGAUCCGACACAAGCCACCGUCUCCGACUUUACAACCUCCGCAUUGUCCAGACCCGGAAACACUCAGACCAAACCGUUUAUGACCAACGUCACUGUCACCACAACCGCUAACCUCCCAGGUCUCAACACAAUGGGCCUCACAAUGGCCAGGCUUGACUUCGGAGGCUCUGGUGUUGUCCCACCGCACGUGCACCCACGCGCCUCGGAAGUAACCGUCUGCCUAGACGGUGUCCUUCUCGUCGGGUUCGUGGAUACGUCCGGUCGGGUCUUUACCCAGGAGCUUCAUCCGGGUGAGACAUUCGUGUUUCCCAAAGGGUUGAUUCAUUUUCUAUAUAACAUUGAUACGGUGAGCUCAGCUUUGGCAGUCUCUGGGCUGAAUAGUCAGAAUCCUGGGACUCAGAUUGUGUCUUUGUCGUCUUUCAAUUCAAAGCCUCCGUUUCUGGAAGAGGUUUUGAAGAGCGCUUAUGAUAUCAACGGCCAGGAUGUUGCUAGGAUCCGCAAAAGUCUUCAAGGCUAAAAUGCUAAAACCAGUAAAACUAUAUGUAACUA